Molecule: messenger RNA, 1029 nt
Organism: Fonsecaea monophora
Lineage: Eukaryota; Fungi; Ascomycota; Eurotiomycetes; Chaetothyriales; Herpotrichiellaceae
Exons: 1
Coding region: 1-1029 (342 amino acids)
Source: RefSeq, a predicted model, not a curated record
AUGGCAGCCAUGUCGUCCCUUUUCAUUCCCGUCGCUCUUUCUUUCGCCAAUUCUGUUCUUGCAGCACCUGCGCCAAUGGUCACUGGCACCAAUUUACCUGGUAAUAUCGCUCAACAAGCAGGUGGUGGCCUCCCGAAUCAACCUGGCAGCCCGCAUGUCUCCCAAUCUGGGUUGUCUGCUUUCCAGCUCGCCAACUUCCUGGAGAAUCUGGAGUCCGCUUUCUUUCAGGAAGGACUAAUGAACUUUACACAAUGGGGAACCGGAGGACAGACGAACGGUGUGAGCAACAUGGUCGUGGUAUCACACAUUGCUGCUCAAGAAGAGGUUCACGUUGCGUCCAUCGUGGGGUUGCUGCAAGCAAAUGGUGCUCAGGACGUCGCUCCAUGCGAGUACAACUUCCCCACCACGGAUGAGACCAGCUUCCUGGCUUUGGGGAACAUCAUCACCACAGUCGGCAUUGGCGCUCUGAUUGCCCUGGCAGAUGGUCUUUCCACGACUGAUCCUGGCUUGGAGGCCACUGUCGCCUCGAUUCUUCCUGUGGAGUCCCGUCACGACGCCUUUUUCCGCAUGACCGCAAACGAGAUCCCGAAUCCUACCACAUUCGAGACACCGAUCAGUGCCAUUUGGGCCUACAACUUGGCCCUCGACUUCAUCGUCGGAAACUCAUGCCACAACUUGCCUUCGUCCAUCACUUCUCUCCCCGUCUUCCCUGACCUGGGAAUUGUCGGCUAUGGUGGACCAUCAUUUGCAAACCCUAGCGCCCCCGGUAAAUUGAUCUUCAAGGUCGGCCAACCAACCAUGCUCCCUCAAGGGUGGAACUCGGGACCACUGUACAUGGCUUGGGUCAACCAAAACAACGUCCCUGCAUACACUGCCGUCACCCAGCAGGGCGAUGAACUGCACGCAGAUGUGCACCCAGGAAUGUUUGGGCUUGCGUUCGCGGCACUGACGAACCAAAACACCGCGACCAAUAUCAAUGACUUGACCAAGGCAACGCUGGCUGGACCCUUGCCAAUCCCACUUACCUGA